Aspergillus eucalypticola CBS 122712 is the source of this 1132-nucleotide messenger RNA. RefSeq names its product Mpv17/PMP22 family protein. The record is from RefSeq and is a predicted model, not a curated record. Lineage: Eukaryota; Fungi; Ascomycota; Eurotiomycetes; Eurotiales; Aspergillaceae. The transcript has 6 exons. Gene Ontology annotation, cellular component: membrane; cytoplasm. Bases 128 to 892 code for a protein of 254 amino acids.
GUGCGCGCUUUUUGGCAGUCCUUUGCGUCAUACUCGCCCCGAGCCCGCCAACCGGGAUUUCCAGGCCGUUCGCCUUCGAUCCCCUUCCAUCUUGCCAAUCACUUAUCGUCUAUCAUCGCCCUUCGUCAUGUUCUCCACUGGUCGUCGAAGAAUACUCGAUGGACUCAAUCGGAGGUACAUCUACGGCCGUUUGCCAUUGCUUCACGCCAUAAUCUUUCUCAUCGAAAUGGCGGCUGCAAUGCGACUUGCCGCUAAGUUCAACUCUUACUAUGCGGAGAAACCAGUCUUAACCACCAUGGUCACCAAUGCGAUCCUUGGUGGGAUCGCAGACACGGUCGCACAGUUGAUCACGGCUUUCAAAGCGCGUGGAGGACGCCGACCCUCUGAUGGUAACGAUCUCAUCUCGAUUGAGAUCCACGACCUCGAUAAAGAGAAGCCGCCUGCUCUUGGAGAGCUCGGACAUGCUAGACAUCUGGCGCCGGCCUUCGAUUUUGAGCGUCUGACUCGCUUCAUGUCAUACGGUUUCUUCAUGGCCCCAAUUCAGUUCCAUUGGUUCGGUUUCUUGUCCAGGACGUUCCCCCUUACUAAGAGAAACCCGUCGAUUCCCGCACUCAAGAGAGUGUGCGUGGAUCAGCUGAUGUUCGCUCCUUUCGGUCUGGCGUGCUUCUUUUCCUUCAUGACGGUCGCCGAGGGAGGAGGUAGGAGAGCAUUGACUCGCAAGUUCCAGGACGUUUAUCUGCCAACCCUCAAGGCCAACUUUGUCCUGUGGCCCGCUGUUCAGAUCCUGAACUUCCGUGUCGUACCUAUCCAGUUCCAGAUUCCCUUUGUGUCCUCCGUCGGUAUCGCCUGGACUGCGUAUCUGUCAUUGACCAACUCUUCGGAGGACGAGUGAGGGUAGAAGCGGGCUCAUAUUUUGGCUCCCACAAGGUUCUCAAUCGUUUCUUCCCUCGUUUGUCUGUCAUUAUUUCUUCCCCUGCGUUGUUUCGUGCUUACUGGGCGCUGUAAAUGAGCUUUGGGGGUUCUGUUAUUCUUCCUCUCAUGGGUGGUGUAUAGGUCAUCUUCGUCCAGCAACGUGGGUACACCGGAGUCAAUUGCAUUGAUCGAUAAACCAUGUCGACAAAAGGAAUACACC